CUGUUCGCAAGAUGCAUUAGUAGGGGAUGGAAGCCACAGGAAUUGGUAUGGCCAGAGGGUGAGAGAUAGGAGCCAGGCCAAAUACUGAGAACUGUCUUGUGAAGAGCAGGACUCAAAGGAGUGCCCAGAUCCAGGUACAGGAAACCUUUCUUCCCCUCUUGGUUACCCUUCCUCAAGAACCAGUCUCUGCAGCUUCUGAACCACAGACGCGUUUCGUUUUGACAGCGGAAUGGAGGAAAGGAACACUAGUGGAGAGCUCCUAAGGGUGGAUAUUAACAUCUCACACUGGCCGCCUAACACCACAGCACUGGACGGAAGAAACGACACCGGAAUCCCACUCUGCAGCCUCAUGUUCUGUACCAUGAUUUUCAUUUCCCCCAUCAUUGCCCUGGCUGGAUUGGUUGGAAACGCCAUCGUGCUGUGGUUUCUGGGAUUCCACAUGCGCAGGAACGUCUUCUCCGUCUACAUCCUCAACCUGGCCGGGGCCGACUUCCUCUUCCUCUGCUUUCAAAUUGUACAUUGCUUUCAUGUGAUCUUGGACAUCUUCUACUCCAAGACCAUUGACACCACUCUGUUUUCUUUUGUUCUGUUAAACUCCACGUAUCUUUGUGGCCUGAGCAUGCUCAGCGCCAUUAGCACUGAGCGCUGCCUGUCUGUCAUGUGGCCCAUCUGGUAUCGCUGCCAACGCCCCAGGCACACGUCAGCUGCCAUGUGUGCUCUGCUUUGGGUCUUGUCACUGCUGCUGAGCAUCCUGGAAGGGAAGGAAUGUGGUCUCCUUUUUGAUAGUGUUGGCCACGGUUGGUGUCAGUCAUUUGAUUUCAUCAUUGCUGCAUGGUUAAUUGUUUUAUUUGUGGUCCUCUUGGGGUCCAGUCUGGCGUUAGUGUUUACUAUCUUCUGUGGCUCACACAGGAUACCUGUGACCAGGCUGUAUGUGACCAUCGUGUGCACAGUGCUGGUCUUCCUGCUCUUUGGUCUGCCCUAUGGGAUCUACCAGUUUCUCUUAGAAUGGAUUGAAAAUUUUAAUUAUGCGGUGCUUUAUGAUUUUUAUUCAGUGACAAUAUUUCUCUCCUGUGUUAACAGCUGUGCCAACCCCAUCAUUUACUUCCUUGUUGGCUCCAUCAGGCACCGUAGGUUCCAGUGGAGGACUCUCAAGCUAUUUCUGCAGCGAGCCCUGCAGGACACCCCUGAAGAGGAAGAAUGUAGAGAAGGUGGUUCUUCGGGACGAUCCAGAGAAAUGAAAACAGUCUAGCAGACACUGACAUCCGUUUGGAUCAGGCAGAAGUAGCUUGGAGAAACAACUUUGUCCUUAUAAGUUUGUGGCAUUUUCAGAACCUUGUUUAGUUGACGACUCAAGGUUAAAUCAGUUGAGAAAGCAGUCAAUCUUGUGGAAGUUGAUUGACGCUGGACUUGUUAUACAAAUACUGACUGCCGUGUAUCUGGAGCUGUCUUACUCAGUGCUUCAUCGUCUCCUUUUGGUGGGACUCCUUGGAAGCUCUCUGGGAUCCAGAAGAUCUGUUGACCACUAUUGACAAUCCCCCCCCACACACACACACUUCAGCAGAAGGGUCAAGGAAAUAUAUUAAAGAGAUUUAUUUCUUUGGUCAUUGAACAUGAUAGUCUUGAAUCCACGGUAUAUUUUGCAACAAUUUUCUUUUCUGUUUUUAGUUUUUGUAAGCUUUAAAAAUUAGCUUUUAUUUUUUUUGAAAUGUUCAUUUUAGGGAACAAAACUCAAGAAGCCAAGAGCAAAGGCACCCAAUCACAGAGAGCUCAUCUUGAUGUGUCCUAGAUCCUGCAAACAUGCAUACAUUUAGGUAACUGAGAUGAUACAUUCCAUAUCACGCCUUCCCCCACAUUGUAAAUAUUCACCAACUAAUGACCCCAUGCUCCAUGAGUAUUUUGAUAGCCAAGAAUGCACCACACUAGCCAAAUUUGUCAGACAAUAUGGUAACCCUAUCUUCUUUGGCAACAAAAAUUUCAUAGAAGAUAAAAAUGGCAUCAGACCUCUGUUUUGUACUGGUGAAACUACAUUGAAAAUUCUGCAUUCCCUCAAUAUUCAGCUUAGAAGGAAACACAAAGCAAAAGACCACACUAUGUACACCAUUUCUAAGUUAUAUACAGAUCUAUAUACUAAAAUAUGAGGAAGAAGGUGUGUUCCUGCUUAAUAAAUGUAUUCCUAUGGAAUAGUUGGAAGAUGCACCUGUUGUAACCCAAAUCUAGUUGGUCUUAAUAAUAAUAAAAACUGGGAUCAAAG
Molecule: messenger RNA, 2251 nt
Organism: Phodopus roborovskii (desert hamster)
Lineage: Eukaryota; Metazoa; Chordata; Mammalia; Rodentia; Cricetidae
Product: mas-related G-protein coupled receptor member X2
Exons: 2
Coding region: 230-1249 (339 amino acids)
Biological process (GO): G protein-coupled receptor signaling pathway
Cellular component (GO): membrane
Molecular function (GO): G protein-coupled receptor activity
Source: RefSeq, a predicted model, not a curated record